AGAGAUCCCUUCAGCCUCCAUAAUGACCAUUGCAGUCUCAUGGUCGGAACCUACAGCCACGGAUGACUCGGGAUCCGUCCAAACUACAUCAUCUCACCAACCUGGUGAUGCAUUUGCUGUUGGCACAACAACUUUGGUCACAUAUACCUUUAGUGAUGAUGCCGGAAACACUGCCGAUUGUUCUUUCAAUAUAAUUAUAUCCUCUUCUGCUAUCACUGACAAUGUUGACCCUGUCAUCAGUGGGUGUCCUGAUAACAUCAAUAUUGCUAUCCCAAUCGGUUCAACUGGAGUUGCUGUCACAUGGACUGAGCCAACAGCAACAGAUAACUCUGGCGAUGUCCCAACUGUCACCUCUAAUAGUUCUCCUGGAGAUACUUUUGGUGUUGGCGCAACCCAAGUGGCGUACACGUUCACUGAUUCAUCAGGAAAUAAUGCAUUCUGUAUAUUUACUGUGACUGUAUCAGCCACCACUGACAAUGUUGACCCUGUCAUCACUGGGUGUCCUGAUAACAUCAACAUUGCUAUCCCAAUUGGUUCAACUGGAGUUGCUGUCACAUGGACUGAACCAACAGCUACAGAUAACUCUGGCGUAGUCCCGACCUCCACCUCUACUAGUUCUCCUGGAGAUACUUUUAAUGUUGGCACAACCCAAGUUAGCUAUACAUUCACUGAUGGAUCCGGAAAUAAUGCAUUCUGUAUAUUUACAGUAACUGUAUCUGCCACCACUGACAAUGUUGACCCUGUCAUCACUGGGUGUCCUGAUAACAUCAACAUUGCUAUCCCAAUCGGCUCAACUGGAGUCGCUGUCACAUGGACUGAGCCAACAGCUACAGAUAACUCUGGUGUAGUCCCAACUUUCACCUCUACUAGUUCUCCUGGAGAUGUUUUUAGUGUUGGCACAACCCAAGUUAGCUAUACAUUCACUGAUGGAUCAGGAAAUAAUGCAUUCUGUAUAUUUACUGUAUCUAUAUCUGCGACCACUGACAAUGUUGACCCUGUAAUCAAUGGGUGUCCUGAUAACAUCAACAUUGCUAUCCCAAUCGGGUCAACUGGAGUUGCUGUCACAUGGACUGAGCCAACAGCUACAGAUAACUCUGGCGUUGUCCCAACCUCCACCUCUACUAGUUCUCCUGGAGAUACUUUUAAUGUUGGCACAACCCAAGUUAGCUAUACAUUCACUGAUGGAUCGGGAAAUAAUGCAUUCUGUGUAUUUACUGUAUCUGUAUCUGCCACCACUGACAAUGUUGACCCUGUCAUCACUGGGUGUCCUGAUAACAUCAACAUUGCUAUCCCAAUUGGCUCAACUGGAGUUGCUGUCACAUGGACUGAGCCAACAGCUACAGAUAACUCUGGUGUAGUCCCAACUUUCACCUCUACUAGUUCUCCUGGAGAUGUUUUUAAUGUUGGCACAACCCAAGUUAGCUAUACAUUCACUGAUGGAUCAGGAAAUAAUGCAUUCUGUAUAUUUACUGUAUCUAUAUCUGCCACCACUGACAAUGUUGACCCUGUCAUCAGUGGGUGUCCUGAUAACAUCAAUAUUGCUAUCCCAAUUGGUUCAACUGGAGUUGCUGUAACAUGGACUGAGCCAACAGCAACAGAUAACUCUGGCAUUGUCCCAACCUCCACCUCUACUAGGUCUCCUGGAGAUACUUUUAAUGUUGGCACAACCCAAGUUAGCUAUACAUUCACCGAUGGAUCAGGAAAUAAUGCAUUCUGUAUAUUUACUGUAACUGUAUCUGCUUCCACUGACAAUGUUGACCCUGUCAUCAGUGGGUGUCCUGAUAACAUCAACAUUGCUAUCCCAAUUGGUUCAACUGGAGUUGCUGUAACAUGGACUGAGCCAACAGCUACAGAUAACUCUGGCGUAGUCCCAACCUCCACCUCUACUAGAUCUCCUGGAGAUGUUUUUAGUGUUGGCACAACCCAAGUUAGCUAUACAUUCACCGAUGGAUCAGGAAAUAAUGCAUUCUGUAUAUUUACUGUAUCUAUAUCUGCCACCACUGACAAUGUUGACCCUGUCAUCACUGGGUGUCCUGAUAACAUCAACAUUGCUAUCCCAAUUGGCUCAACUGGAGUUGCUGUCACAUGGACUGAGCCAACAGCUACAGAUAACUCUGGCGUAGUCCCAACCUCCACCUCUACUAGAUCUCCUGGAGAUGUUUUUAGUGUUGGCACAACCCAAGUUAGCUAUACAUUCACUGAUGGAUCGGGAAAUAAUGCAUUCUGUAUAUUUACUGUAUCUAUAUCUGCGACCACUGACAAUGUUGACCCUGUCAUCACUGGUUGUCCUGAUAACAUCAACAUUGCUAUCCCAAUUGGUUCAUCUGGAGUUGCUGUAACAUGGACUGAGCCAACAGCUACAGAUAACUCUGGUGUUGUCCCAACCUCCACCUCUACUAGAUCUCCUGGAGAUGUUUUUAGUGUUGGCACAACCCAAGUUAGCUAUACAUUCACUGAUGGAUCGGGAAAUAAUGCAUUCUGUAUAUUUACUGUAUCUAUAUCUGCGACCACUGACAAUGUUGACCCUGUCAUCACUGGUUGUCCUGAUAACAUCAACAUUGCUAUCCCAAUCGGGUCAACUGGAGUUGCUGUAACAUGGACUGAGCCAACAGCUACAGAUAACUCUGGUGUUGUCCCAACCUCCACCUCUACUAGAUCUCCUGGAGAUGUUUUUAGUGUUGGCACAACCCAAGUUAGCUAUACAUUCACUGAUGGAUCGGGAAAUAAUGCAUUCUGUAUAUUUACUGUAUCUAUAUCUGCGACCACUGACAAUGUUGACCCUGUCAUCACUGGUUGUCCUGAUAACAUCAACAUUGCUAUCCCAAUCGGGUCAACUGGAGUUGCUGUAACAUGGACUGAGCCAACAGCUACAGAUAACUCUGGUGUUGUCCCAACCUCCACCUCUACUAGAUCUCCUGGAGAUGUUUUUAGUGUUGGCACAACCCAAGUUAGCUAUACAUUCACUGAUGGAUCGGGAAAUAAUGCAUUCUGUAUAUUUACUGUAUCUAUAUCUGCGACCACUGACAAUGUUGACCCUGUCAUCACUGGUUGUCCUGAUAACAUCAACAUUGCUAUCCCAAUUGGUUCAUCUGGAGUUGCUGUAACAUGGACUGAGCCAACAGCUACAGAUAAUUCUGGUGUUGUCCCAACCUCCACCUCAACUAGAUCUCCUGGAGAUGUUUUUAGUGUUGGCACAACCCAAGUUAGCUAUACAUUCACUGAUGGAUCGGGAAAUAAUGCAUUCUGUUUAUUUACUGUAUCUAUAUCUGCCAUUUCUGACAAUACUGAACCUGUCAUCACUGGAUGUCCCGAUGACAUCUCUGUCGUUGCUCCUUCUGGAUCAACUGGGGUUGCAAUCACAUGGCCUGAGCCAACAGCCUCAGAUGAUUCAGGCCCCAUCACAAUGGAAUCUACCAGUUCUCCUGGAGAUUCUUUUAACAUUGGCAUGACAACAGUCUCCUACACCUUCACUGAUGAUUCUGGAAAUUUUGCUAUCUGUUCCUUUUCUGUCACUGUUUCUGCUGAAGCCGACACCACAGUCCCUGUCAUUGAGAACUGCCCUUCCAGCUUUACUGUUGAUGCCGGUAGCAAUAGCUUUCUCUUUGUUACCUGGACUGAACCAACUGCCACUGAUGAUUCUGGGACAGUCAAUUUGGUCUCUGGUCCUUCCUCAAACAGUGGCUUUUACCAAGCUGGAAGCAUCAAUGAAGUCACUUAUGUAUUCCAAGAUACUGCAGGAAAUGAGGCAGAGUGUAGCUUUACAGUAACCGUUGCGGCCACCACUGACAAUAUUGACCCUGUCAUUACCGGGUGUCCCGAUAACAUCAUUGUGGCCACUGAUCUGGGGUCAGGUGGGGCCACUGUUUCAUGGACCGCGCCGUCAGCUACGGACAACUCUGGCCAAAUCCCAUCCUCCACAUCUGACAGGUCUCCGGGAGAUUUUUUUAAUGUUGGCACAACCCAAGUGACUUAUACCUUUACCGAUGGAUCAGGGAACAAUGCAUUCUGCUCUUUCUUUGUUACUGUGGAGGCCACCCUUGACAACACUGACCCUGUCAUCAGUGGGUGUCCUGAAAACAUCUUUGUUGAUAUCCCAUCUGGGUCAACUGGAGUUUCUGUCUCAUGGACUGCACCAACAGCCACGGAUAACUCUGGCGUUGUCCCAACUUUCACCUCUACUAGAUCUCCUGGAGAUUCUUUUAGUGUUGGCACAACCCAGGUGACCUACACCUUCACUGAUGGAUCAGGAAAUGAUGCUUUCUGCACUUUCUUUGUCACCGUAGCUGCCACUACUGACAACACCGACCCUGUCAUUGAAAACUGCCCUGAAAGCUUUUCUGUCGAUGCCGGCAACAACGCCUUUGUCUUUGUCUUCUGGACUGCACCAACUGCCACUGAUGAGUCUGGGACAGUCACUCAAGUCGCUGGGCCAUCGUCCAACAAUGGCUUUUACCAGGCUGGUACAGUCAAUGAUGUCCUGUAUAUCUUUGAGGAUGAGGCUGGCAAUCAGGCUCAGUGUGCCUUCCAGGUCACAGUAACAGCUACCGUUGACAACACUGACCCAGUCAUCACCAACUGUCCAAACAACAUUGCUGUCCAAACCACACUGAAUGGUGCUCCAGUUCAAGUCAGCUGGAAUGAGCCCUCUGCAACGGAUGACAGUGGUGAUCCAGUACAGGUCACUCAGACUGCUAGCUCAGGAAACUUAUUUAGCCCUGGCACCACUGCUGUCACCUACACUUUCACUGAUACCUCUGGAAACGAUGCCGAAUGUACUUUUACGGUCACUGUCACAACCACUAUUGAUGUAACUGCACCUGUAAUUAAUGACUGCCCCUCUGACAUAACCGUUCAAACCACACUGGGUGGCACCGCGGUAGCACUAACCUGGACCGAACCAACGGCUACUGAUGAUUCUGGAUCAGUUUCAUCAACAUCAACUUCCAAUCCCGGGGAUUCAUUCCCUGUUGGAACUACAGUUGUUGUUUAUACAUUUAGCGAUGAUGCAGGAAAUUCUGCUGUGUGUUCUUUCACUGUAACGGUGGAGGCCACUAUUGAUGUAACUGCACCUGUUAUUAAUGACUGCCCCUCUGACAUAACCGUUCAAACCACACUGGGUGGCACCGCGGUAGCACUAACCUGGACCGAACCGACGGCUACUGAUGAUUCUGGAUCAGUUUCAUCAACAUCAACUUCCAAUCCCGGGGAUUCAUUCCCUGUUGGAACUACAGUUGUUGUUUAUACAUUUAGCGAUGAUGCAGGAAAUUCUGCUGUGUGUUCUUUCACUGUAACGGUGGAGGCCACUGUUGAUGUAACUGCACCUGUAAUUAAUGACUGCCCCUCUGACAUAACUGUUCAAACCACACUGGGUGGCACCGCGGUAGCACUAACCUGGACCGAACCAACGGCUACUGAUGAUUCUGGAUCAGUUUCAUCAACAUCGACUUCCAGUCCCGGGGAUUCAUUCCCUGUUGGAACUACAGUUGUUGUUUAUACAUUUAGCGAUGAUGCAGGAAAUUCUGCUGUGUGUUCUUUCAUUGUAACGGUGGAGGCAAAUAUUGAUGUCACUGCACCAAUAAUUAACAACUGCCCCGAGGACAUCACUGUCCAGACAACCCUCGACGGUGCUGCAGUCGCAGUGACCUGGGCCGAACCGACUGCAACUGAUGAUUCAGGAACUGUAACAUCUACCUCAUCUUCUAAUCCUGGAGAUUCUUUCCCACUCGGCACAACAACUGUUGUUUAUACAUUUACUGAUGAUUCUGGCAAUGCAGCUUUAUGUUCAUUCACUGUAUCGGUUGAGGGUUCCGUAGACAAUAAUGGUCCCGUGAUUAGUGGCUGCCCCAGUGAUAUCAUAGUGAACAGCGUGGCUAACAACAACCAGGUCUCUGUCAGUUGGCUGGAACCAACAGCUGUUGACGACUCUGGACAGGUACCAAGCGUAGUGAGUUCAAGCAGCCCUGGAGACCUAUUCCCAUUUGGAUCCACUGUGGUCAGUUACACAUUCGUGGAUGGCAGUAAUAAUCCUUCUGCUUGUACAUUUACUGUCACUGUAAUCGACAACAAUGGUCCUGUCAUCAGUAACUGCCCUAUGGACAUCUCCCGAAGUAUCCCAUUCGGUUCAUCUGGUACCACGGUUUCCUGGACACCACCCACAGCAGUUGAUAACUCUGGUUCAAAUGUCAUUGUGAGUUCCAACAACAACCCAGGUGAUUUCUUUGGAGUGGGCCUAAGCCAAGUCACUUACACCUUCACAGAUGCACAAGGCAACCCAUCCCAGUGUAGCUUCAAUGUGAUUAUCUUUGCUGAAGGUGAUAAUAUCGACCCGGUUAUUGUGGGCUGCCCUGGAAACAUUGCUGUAGACAGCGAUCCAGAUAGUAAUGGUGCCUCUGUUACGUGGACGCCACCUGUGGCCACUGACAACUCUGGCAAUACCCCAACAGUCACCCAGACAGCAACUCCUGGCUCCACCUUCCUCAUUGGAGAGACAACUGUCAUGUACACUUUUACCGAUGACGCAGGAAAUUUUGCUGUUUGUUCUUUCAAUGUUAUAGUCAACGACGAAACUUCACCGGUGAUCCUGAACUGCCCCCAAGAUAUCUCCAUCUCGGUGCCUUUCGGAACCACCAGAGCUGUUGUUACAUGGGCAGUACCGACAGCCACUGAUAACUCUGGUGGAGUCGUCCAAUCUACCAGCACUGCCUCUCCCGGUGAUGUCUUCUCCGUUGGUGUCACCCAAGUCAGAUAUACCUUUAUUGAUGCUGACAACAACCCUGCUGUUUGUGCCUUCAAUAUAUUCAUCAGCGCUCUUGGAGAUACAGUUGACCCUGUUAUCAGCAACUGCCCACCAAACCUAGCUGUCACUGCAGACAGCUCCCUCAACGGAGCAUUUGUGACAUGGACAGAACCGUCGGCUACGGAUAACUCUGGAAUGGUCAAUUCCGUGUCUUCUGCUUCUCCCAAUGAUUUCUUCCUGAUUGGAGAAACCACAGUCACAUACACAUUUGUUGAUCCCAGUAACAAUGAUGCCAUCUGUUCCUUCAACAUUGUGGUGUCUGACGACACCAAUCCCAUGAUUAACAACUGCCCUGAUGACAUAUCCCUCUCUGUACCAUUUGGAGUGAGCUCUGCUGUGGUGACCUGGACUGUCCCUUCUGCUACAGACAACUCGGGAUUUGUCUCGCUGACAUCUAACAACGCCAAUCCAGGAGACUCUUUCCCUAUCGGUAACACUCAGGUUGCCUACAUCUUCACUGACGAUUUCAACAAUGAUGCAAUCUGUACUUUUGAAAUCUCAAUCAUGGUUCUUGGAGAUAUCACCAUCCCAGUGAUAUCAGAUUGUCCACCAUCUACCAUUGUCGUAGAGGCAGACGCAAACCUACCAGGAGCCAGCGUGGACUGGACCAUCCCAACUGCUGUUGACAACGAUGGCAACCCCCCACAGGUUACCGUCAGCAAUCCCCCAGGAUUCUUUACCAUUGGUAGCACUACAGUGACUUACACCUUCAGAGACACUGUUGGCAACGAGGCCUUCUGCAUUUUUGACGUUGUCGUAAUUGAUAACACAGACCCAGUGGUAACUUCCUGUCCUGAUAACAUUAACCUUGAUGUGCCCUUUGGAACCACAUCCACCGCUGUCUCAUGGCAGUCCCCUCUGGUCAGUGACAACUCUGGUACCUUUGAUACCGUUAACAAUGCCAACCCAGGUGAUCUCUUCACUGCCGGUAUUGUCACACAGGUCAGCUACACCUUCACAGAUCCGUCCAACAACUUUGAAGUCUGUAACUUCCUGGUGACCAUAAACAUUGGUGCAGACAUGACUGAUCCUGUCAUCACUGGGUGCCCCCAGAACAUUGCUGAAGUACUCCCUGACGACUCUGCCGCUGUCGCCAUUACUUGGACUCCACCCACUGCCACAGACAACUCUGGCCAAGUACCAUCCUUGGUUGCUACUGCCAACAGUGGUGACCUGUUUGCAGUAGGAACCACCACAGUUACAUACACCUUCAGGGACCUGGCACUAAACGAGGCCACUUGUUCAUUCACUGUUACAGUUUUUGACCAAACCGGACCUACAUUCCUCUUCUGCCCUGGUGAUAUCACCUUGGUGGUAUCCCUUGGAACUCCUACUGCUGUUGCUACAUGGACCGAACCUGUUGCCCAGGAUAACUCGGGUGCUGUGAAUUUCGUGGACCAAAGCCAUGCUUCCGGAGAUGAAUUCCCAGCAGGUAGCACCACCACCGUAACCUACCGCUAUGAAGAUGGCAGCAACAAUCCUGGUUUCUGUUCCUUCCAAGUCAUUGUCAACACAUUGGAUGACGCGAGACCAGAGAUCGACAGCUGUCCACCCAACAUUGCUGUUGAGGUUGAGAUUGGAGUUGGUGGUACCCCAGUCACCUGGGUGAUCCCAACAGCUACAGACAACUCUGGAGUGGCCCCAACCGUUGACAACAACUUUAACCCAGGAGACUUCUUUGAUGUUGGAUCUACCCUUGUUGUCUACACCUUCACCGAUGGUGCUGGAAACGAUGCACAGUGCGCCUUCAAUGUUGCUGUCACCGGUGUGGACACCACACCUCCCCUCAUUCAGUCUUGCCCAGGAGAUAUUUCUCUAACAACGGAUGUCACCACAUCUGGAAGAGUGGUCAGUUGGGAUGCACCAAUCGUUGCUGAUGCUUCCGGUGAUCCAAUCAGCAUUGUUGUUUCAAUGGCUCCUGGAACCUUCUUUGAGAUUGGAACUACCACUGUCAUGUACACCUUUGUAGACUCAUCUGGAAACAGUAUUUCCUGUGACUUUGAUGUUGUUAUUACCUCAACUGAUGAGGAAGGACCUGUCAUCUCUGGUUGUCCCGGCAACAUCCUCCGCACUGUCCUGGACGACACCACUGGUGGAGUCAUCAACUGGACCCCGCCUGUUGCCACUGACAACUCUGGCGAGGAGGUACAGCUUCUGAGCAAUCCCCCCACUCCAGGAAGUUACUUCCCCAUUGGAACAACCACUGUCACCUACUCAUACAGUGAUGGUGCUGGAAACAUCAGAGAGUGUACCUUUGAUAUCAUCAUUGAUCAAGAUACUCCAUGCGAUGCAAAUCCCUGUGAGAAUGGCGGUGUAUGUCUUGCCCAAUCCUUGACUGAUUACGUUUGCGUCUGUCCAGGUUGCUUCGCUGGUAAUAACUGUCAGUUUGAGCUUGAUCCUUGCAAUGGCAACACGUGUGUCAACGGAGGCCAGUGUGUCCAGUAUGACAACUCUUGCACACGCUACUUCUGUGAAUGCCCAGAAUGCUUUUAUGGCGAGUUCUGUGAAAACCGUGUGGAUGCCUGUGCAUGCAAUAAGUGUGAGAAUGGUGGAGUCUGCUCGCCUCUAGCUGGAGGCACCUGUACCGACUACAACUGCCUCUGUACCGGAUGUUUCGUUGGACAGUUCUGUGAAAACGAGUACAAUCCAUGUGACUAUGCUCCGUGCCAGAAUGGUGGACUCUGUAGUAACAUUGCCGACUCCUGCUCAGCUUACAGCUGUGAAUGCCAGGGAUGUUUCACAGGAUACAGUUGUGAAAUUGCCAUUCCCAACCCAUGUGAUGAGGACCCUUGUACCAAUGGAGGAGUUUGCUCUCGUAUAUCUGGAAGCUGUUAUGCUUAUCAGUGCGCCUGUCAGCCAGGCUUUGCUGGACCUCGCUGUGAAGAUGCUGUUGUUACUCUUGUAAACCCAUGCAACAACUUCCCUUGUGAGAACGGUGCUUCCUGCGUCUGUGAUAACGCUCAGAACUACGUCUGUCUGUGCCCACCUGGCUUCAAUGGAAUUCAUUGUGAAGUCGGUCUAGUCACAUCCCAGGAUGCUUGCUCCAAUGGUCCUUGUGUGAAUGGCAACUGUGUGAACAGUUACCACAGUGGCACUGAGGUAUUGGGAGUGUACAGCCCGCAGUAUACAUGUGUCUGCCCUGAAGGUUUCACUGGACCCAAUUGUGCAUUGACCUCCGCAAACAACCCAAGUCUUGUUGUGUGUGACGAUAAUAAGUGUGAAAAUGGUGGAGUCUGUUACAAUACGUAUUACAGCUAUGACCAGAGUGUGUCCUACUUCUGUGAAUGUCCCAUCGGUUUCUUUGGUGAAUGCUGUGAACUGACUCAUCCCAAUCCUUGUUUCAGCAACCCCUGUACUGUCAACGGCAACUGUUUGGCCUUCAACACCUACUUUGUUUGUUCCUGUCUCAACGGAUACUCCGGAGUCACAUGCGAGGUCCCACCAAAUGACAUCACCAGGCCAGUCCUGGACUGUCCUGACAGUAUUACCGUACCAGCUACCACAACCAGCGGUGGUGCCGUGGUUACCUGGAACCUUCCUACAGUCACAGACGACUCUGGGAACUGGGGCUUUGUCUCCGUCAACAGCGAGUCUGGAGCUUACUAUGCCAUUGGGACCGUCUUGCCUGUGACCUACAGAUACAUUGACGGAGCAGGCAACUUUGCUACUUGCACCUUUACUAUCAGUGUUACAGAACUUGACAACAUCAACCCUGAGAUUCAGCAAUGUCCGGAAGACAUUGAUAUCAGCCUGCCUCCUGGUGGACUCAGCACUGUGGUUUCCUGGUUGGAACCCUUUGCCACCGAUAACUUCGCUGUCGUCAGCACCGACAACAACUUCACUCCUGGAGACAACUUUGAUCUUGGCUCAACAGUGGUCUCCUACACCUUCACAGAUGCUGCUGGCAACUUUGAUGUCUGUACCUUCACAGUCACUAUUGCAGCUGAACCUGAUGUAAGCCCACCCGCCAUCACAAACUGCCCUGGAGAUCUUACCAUUGAGGUUGGACCUGGUACUGUAUCUUCUGUUGCCACUUGGAUCGAACCCUCUGCUACCGACAAUGUGGGUGUCAUCACAACCAUCAAUAAUUUCAAUCCUGGAGACAUUUUCAAUGUUGGCACCACCAGGGUUACAUACAGCUUUGGCGAUGCUGCUGGGAAUCCAGCUUCAUGUAGUUUUGAUGUGACUGUUAUUGUUGGUGAAGAUCAGGACGCCCCCAUUAUCCAGAAUUGUCCUGGAAACAUUGCUAUUUUUGUUGGAGUGGGCAUCACUGAAACGGCUGUAACCUGGAUCGAACCUUCCGCAGUAGACAACUCCAUCGGAGCCAUUGCAGUAGAGAACAACUAUGCACCAGGAGAUGACUUCCUGCUAGGAGCCACUCUUGUCUCUUACACGUUUACCGACUUGGCAGGCAAUUUUGCCACUUGCGAGUUCUUUGUUGGUCUUCAAGUUGCUGUUGACGAUGUUGACCCUGUCAUCUCCAACUGCCCUGGAAAUGUUCUCCUUAGUGUUGCCCAAGGUGUCACUUCGGUUACAGCCUCCUGGGUACCACCUACAGCUGUGGACAACUCUGGCACAGUCAACACUGUGAGCAACUUCAUCCCAGGGAAUGUCUUUGGCCUUGGUUCCACUGUUGUCACCUACACCUUCACCGAUCCUUCCAACAACCUUGCCAUCUGUGCCUUUGAAGUCAUAGUUACUGUUGCUGCUGACGUUAUACCACCCGUGAUCUCCAAUUGCCCCGGUGCCAUCAACGUGGAGGUCAGCUCCAGCCUGUCCACUGCUUCCGUCUCUUGGGAUGAGCCGACUGCAGAAGAUGAAUCUGGUAUUGUGCUGGCCAGCCAGAACUUCAACCCAGGACAGCUCUUUGGGGUGGGAACUACCGCUGUCACCUAUACCUUCACCGAUCAGGCCGGCAACCCAGCAAUCUGUACCUUUGUGGUAACAGUCACAGCUGUUGACGACAUUGCACCUGUCAUUAUUGGUUGCCCCAACACCAUCACCUACGAGGCACCCCUGGGGGCUACCCGUGCACCUGUUACCUGGAACCCUCCCACUGUUACAGAAGCAGGUGUUGUAACUUCACAGACAUCAACACCAGGUAGCCUCUUCCUCCUUGGCACCACACAGGUUACCUACACCUUCACUGAUCUUCUUGGAAACGUUGCUACCUGUUCCUUCUCAGUGGUUGUCAUAACUGUUAUGGACAAUACACGCCCAGUCCUCGUGACCUGCCCUGAUGACGUCAGCGUCCGCGUCGAUGUCGGCCUCACUGGAGGUACGGCCACAUGGACGGCACCCACUGCCAUUGAUGACUCUGGUACUGUCAAUGUUGCCAGCAACUACAACCCAGGAGAUUUCUUUAACCUUGGAUCAACUUUGGUGGCGUACACACUCAGUGACGAUGAGGGCAACUCCAUCAAUUGUGAUUUCUUUGUCAUUGUGACAGCUGAAACUGAUGACGUUAUGCCUGUGAUCAGCGGGUGUCCAGAUGAUGUCACUCUUUACGUUCCUCAAGGCACGACCAGGGCCAAUGUGUUGUGGACCGAGCCAACUGCCACAGACAACUUUGGUGAUGUGACGGUCACUCGGUCUGCCACUCCUGGAAGCCUUUUCCUGCUUGGUCAGCGUCAAGUCACCUAUACUUUCAGAGACGAGGCCAACAAUAUUGCCUUCUGUACCUUUGAUGUUAUUGUUCAAGUGGCACCAGUCGAUGAUGUUUCACCAGUCCUUGUUUCAUGCCCGGGCGACAUUACCGUUGCUACCUCAGAUCAGAAUACCGCUGUACCCGCUUUCUGGCUUGUCCCUCAGGCUAUCGACAAUUCUGGUAACGUCAAUGUUCUGACCAACAGUAACCCUGGUGACCUCUUUAUCUUGGGUGUCAACACCGUCACCUACACUUUCACAGACAAUGCUGGAAACGAUGUUAUCUGCUCGUUCGAUGUCAAUGUAGUUCUUGGUGUGAUCGAUACCACAGAUCCCAUCAUAAACUUCUGUCCAGCAAACAUGGAGAUCUUGACCCCUGUUGGCGAGCCAGAGGUUGAAGUUACCUGGAACGAACCAGUGGCCUUUGACAACUCUGGCAGUGUAACCACCACUAAAAGUGCCUCUCCAGGAGACACCUUUGGAGAAGGUGUUACUCAGGUGGUCUACCAAUUCACUGAUGCCAGCGGGAAUGAUGCUUUCUGUAUUUUCACUAUCACUGUUACCUUGGAUGUCCAAACUGACUUUGAGGGUCCUGUCAUCAGCAACUGCCCUGUUGAUCUUUUCCUGAGUGUCCCUGCAGGGAUUGCUACUGUAUCCGCAACAUGGCAAGAGCCCUCUGCUACUGAUGCAUCUCUUCCCAUUUCAUUGGAGCAGUCUGCCAGUCCUGGUGAUGAGUUUCCUGUUGGUCAGACCACCUUGGUCACCUACACCUUUACUGAUGCUUUGGGCAACCCGUCCAUAUGUGCCUUUAGCGUUUCUGCCAUGGUUGUUAUCGUUGACAACACUGACCCUGUCAUCUCCAACUGUCCUGAUGACAUCAACUUGUCCGUCCAACCCAACUUCGCCAAUGUAGCUCUCACUUGGAUAGAGCCAUCAGCAAUGGACGACACCACUGCCACUGCCAACAUCCGCAUUGAACAAAAUGCCUCUCCAGGAGAUUCUUUCCCUGCAGGGCAGACCACCAUCGUCUCUUACACCUUCACCGAUGAAGCAGGAAACUUUGCAGUGUGCACCUUCCAAAUCACCAUUAAUGUGUUGAAUACAGACACCACCGAUCCUGUGGUGAGUAACUGCCCAGAUCCUAUCACCUUGAGUGUUGGUGCCGGAGAGACUAGCGCCCCUGUGUUCUGGACCGAACCUACCGCUGUAGAUGAAACCAGUUCUGUCACCGUCUCCCAGACUGCAUCACCAGGGGACAGCUUCGGCCUUGGCCAGAACCUCGUCAGCUACACUUUCACAGAUGCUGCAGGAAACGAUGCCUUCUGUACCUUUACUAUAACCAUCACAGUUGUCACUGAUAACAUAAGACCCGUAAUCAGUGGCUGUCCAGAUGAUAUCAGUGUCACGAUCCCAUCGGGAUCCAAUGGAGUUGGUAUCACUUGGACCCCGCCCACAGCUACAGAUAACUCUGGAGAAGUGCCAACCGUCAUCUCUACUAGCUCUCCUGGAGAUACUUUUGAAGUUGGCACGACUGUAGUUAGUUAUACUUUCACUGAUGGUUCAGGCAAUAAUGACAUCUGUCUGUUCACUGUUACUGUAGCUGUUAACUUUACUGAUCCUGUCGUGACUGGUUGUCCUGAUGACAUUUCUGUAUCAAUCCAAAAUGGAACUACUGGAAUCUCCGUGAAUUGGACAGAGCCCAAUGCCACAGAUGACUCUGGCUCCGUUCUUAUUUCUACUUCUACUCAUUCUCCUGGAGAUAUAUUUGACCUCGGCACAACCCUCGUUAACUAUACUUUCACUGAUGGAUCAGGAAACUUUGCUAUCUGUUCCUUCUCUGUUUCUGUUGAUGUGACUUCUGGUGACAACAUUGACCCUGUUAUCACAGGGUGUCCUGAGAAUAUAGUUGUGACUAUUCCUAGUGGGUUUACAGGAGCCUCUGUGACAUGGAUUGAGCCUACCGCUACCGACAACUCUCCGGACCCAGUCAGGGUUGAUUCUAGAAGUUCUCCUGGAGACUCCUUCAAUCUUGGCUCAACUGCCGUCACCUACACCUUCACAGACAGCUCUGAGAACUUUGCUGUUUGCUUAUUCAUUGUCACUGUACAGGCGAACAUUGACAACACAAUUCCUGUGGUGAGCAACUGCCCAAAUCCUAUCACCUUGAAUGUUGGUGCUGGAUUGACUAGCGUCCCUGUGGUCUGGACCGAACCUACCGCUGUAGAUGAAACCAGUUCUGUCACCGUCUCCCAGACUGCAUCACCAGGGGACAGCUUCGGCCUUGGCGAGAACCUCGUCAGCUACACUUUCACAGAUGCUGCAGGAAACGAUGCCUUCUGUAUCUUUACUAUAACCAUCACAGGACAAGCUGUAGUAGAUAACACAGCACCCGUGAUCAGUGGCUGUCCCAAUGAUAUUGACCUCACCGUUCCUGCUGGAACAACCAGCAUUCCAUUGACCUGGACCGAGCCAACUGCAGUAGAUGAAACCAGUGCAGUGACUACAACUCGAACCGCAGUACCUGGAACUAGUUUUGCAGUGGGAGCCUCAACAGACGUUACUUACACAUUUACUGAUGCUUCUGGCAAUUUUGAUAUAUGCACCUUCACUGUCACACUGACUGCUUCCAGUGUUGACCAGACUCCUCCAGUCAUCAGUGGAUGUCCUCCUGGUAUCACAGUUACUGUACCAGCAGGAGUCACCAGCACUGCUGUGUCCUGGGUACCUCCAACAGCGACUGAUGAAGUUUCUGCUGUGACCUUCACAACGACAAACGCCCCUGGAAGCCUCUUUGGUGUCGGAACUACUCCGGUCACCUAUACAUUCACAGAUCAAGCAGGAAAUGAUGCUUUCUGCAUCUUCAAUGUUAUUGUUGCAUCUGCUAACACUCCACCCACAAUAACUGGAUGUCCAAGUGAUAUCAUUCAAACUAUACCUGAAGGCAUGUCCAGCGUGCCGGUCAUGUGGAUUGAGCCUACCGCCAUUGAUCCAGCAGGUGGUGUGGUCAUGGUAGUUCCAACAGCCAUACCUGGAACCGUUUUCUCGAUUGGGGUCACCCCCGUUACUUAUUCCUUCACUAGUAGUUCUGGCACUUCCGCACAGUGCACAUUUAAUGUUGUUGUUUCAACCUCUACCACAGACAACACUGAUCCUGUCAUCACGGGCUGCCCUCAAGAUAUUACCAUCACGGACAUCGGGCUUGAUGGAACACAGGUAGCAACAUGGGUUGAGCCAUCUGCCACUGAUAACUCCGCUGUGACUGUAACGAGGACUAAUUCACCAGGGGAUGCCUUUGUGGUUGGAACAACCACUGUGACCUACACCUUCACUGACACCAGCAACAAUUUUGCCAUCUGUGAAUUUGAUGUGACUGUCACAGAAAAUACACCUUGUGACAGCAACCCUUGUCCGGUAGAUGAACAAUGCUUCUACAGUGCUGAUACGUAUCUCUGCUUACCACAAGUUGCUGGCAGAAGGCGUAGAGAGGCAGAGGAUAUUUCUAUGACUGGAGAUUGCCCUUGCCUGAAUGACGGUGUAUGUAAGAGGGAUCACAAUGAUAACAACAGAUGUCUCUGUAAACCAGGAUUUUAUGGACCUCUCUGUGAGAAUGAAAUUGUUGUCCUCGACCCAUGCCAACCCAACCCCUGUGGUAGCAAUGGAACAUGCCGACACACUCCUAGAGGAAGCACCCUUUCUUUUGUCUGUGACUGUGCAGCUGGAUACAGUGGAAGAUAUUGUGAAAAAGUGGAGAUGAAAUCAUUUACUAAUGAGCAGAUGACCAGCGAACUUCAGGAGAUCAUCGGGAAGCAGACCUUGAUAUCUUGGGCUUUCCUUGCUGGUUGCUUCAUUCUGGUCCUCACCAUCCUCCUCCUACUCAUCGGGCUAGCCUGCCUUGCCCCUCGUUUCCGAACAACAGUACGGACUGGCAAGCAAGCACUCGAUGAGAUCACCCUCGUCCAGUAAUCAUUAAGGAAUGACAAUCUCGGGGUGGGAUGACAUUCUUGAGUAUUAUUGACUUGCAAUUACAUCCAACCCGACGGAAACUUGUUCUCGACAACAUCUUGCGGGCUCGCUUGAUCUAGGGUUGAUAUACGCAAUGAUAAACAUACUUUACCUAACCGUCUUCCCAUUUUGUUAGAUAUUUAUAAAUAUAUAUAUAUAAAUAUGUAUUCUUUUAUAUUUUCUGUCAAAAUUAAGUUAGAAAUGCAGGCAUUUUUCAUUGGUCUCUUGUAGAAUAACCAGUAUGAUGACUAUGACAUAUUAAUUAUGCUGUGUGGGACAGAUAUAUUUCUGGAGAGACUUGUCAUGUAACUGAAAUGUUUCUAACUUUUUCAAAGACAUGUACAAUUUUGCUUGUGCAAUGUGUGUCUUGUAAUAUCAGGGGAAAAGGAAAAACAGUAGGUAGAAAUAUUGGUUUACUGCAUAGCAUAUAUAGGUAUAUAAUUAAUUUGUUAGGGUUAUGGUUAUAAAAUGCAGCUUUCUGUUAGUUUCUGAUUGCUUUCUCUACUAAUCCCAUUAUGUUUUAUUCUAUUCUUGUUUUUUUAAUAUACAUGUGUAUCUGAGCAGCUUAUUGAAAGAGUGAUAUCUUUUAAAAUAGAUAAUUGAUCAUGAUUCCAAGAAUCAAAUUCUUAACUUUACUUUAAAAGUUUUCUUAUCACAUUGCAAAGAUGUUUAUCACAUGAUCUGUAUGUAUUUUUUUUGUACUGCACAAUUAUACAUCUUGACAAUAAAUUGAAUUUCAAUG
Molecule: messenger RNA, 17186 nt
Organism: Lytechinus pictus (painted urchin)
Lineage: Eukaryota; Metazoa; Echinodermata; Echinoidea; Temnopleuroida; Toxopneustidae
Product: mucin-3B-like
Exons: 72
Coding region: 23-16405 (5460 amino acids)
Molecular function (GO): calcium ion binding
Source: RefSeq, a predicted model, not a curated record